UCGGAUGAGGUUGUCGUCGACAGGUGAAUGGUCAUCAUGUAAAUUUUAUUUACGACUAAAUUAUUAUUCAUAAAUUUUACUAAUAUUUAGAUUGGGCAUGGGCAGGCAUUCACAAAAGGUCAUGUUAUUACAAAAAAAAUUAGAGGAAAUUUUGCUUUGACAAAAGGGCACUUUGGCCACCAAGGGGCAAAGGGGCAGGUGCUCAUUAAGGCCUCUUUUUCUGAAAUCGGUACUUCCAUUCAGUCAAUGAUUAACUUGUUUCUAAGUGCUGGGGUAGUCCCGAAAUGUUUCAAGCAUGCUGUAGUUCAACCUUUGCUUAAGAAACAGGGUUUAGAGGAAACUUGCCUUGAUAAUUAUCAGCCUGUCUCUAAGCUUUCAUUUUUAUCAAAACAUUUAGAAAAAGUCGUAUAUUCACAAUUGAUUUCCUUUUUGAAUACAGCUAAAUUAACAGAAACUCUCCAAUCUGGUUUCUCUGCUCAUCAUAGCACUGAGUCUACUUUGCUUAAAGUAUUCAAUGACAUUUUGCUUGCAGUUGAUAGUGGUAAAAAUUCAGUCCUGCUGCUUCUUGAUCUUACAACUGCUUUUGAUACAGUUGAUCAUGAUAUUCUCCUUUGCCGGUUAGAAAAUCUGUUUGGUAUUGGAGGUAUUGCUUUGCAGUGGUUCAACUCAUAUCUUAGAGACAGGUCUUUUUCUGUUGAGUUAGGUAAGUUUUCUUCAUCUGUUGCUCCUAUUACCUGUGGAGUGCCUCAAGGAUCCAUUUUGGGGCCACUUCUUUGUAAUUUAUAUAUGCGACCUUUGAGGGACAUUAUUAGGAGACAUAAUGAUUCAUUUCAUUUAUAUGCUGAUGAUACCCAGUUGUACAUACCAUUGAAAGCUGGCGAUACCAUUCAACCCUUAUUGGCCUGCCUUGAGGACAUCAAGAAAUGGCUGUCCAAUAGCUUUCUUCGACUAAAUGAAAAUAAAACUGAAGUAAUCGUCUUUGGCCCCCCUAAGUUGAGAAAUGGUCUCAUAAAUGAGCUUGGCAAGCAUUUCCCCUCAGUCUCCUCCCAGGUUAGGAAUCUUGGGGUCAUUCUGGACUCUGAACUUUGCUUAGCUAAAUUAAUCAAAUUAAAAUCAAAUUAAUACAGUUGUCAAGAACAGUUUUUAUCAGUUACGGAUCAUUGAAAUGAUCUGAAAUCAUUUUUAACUUUUAAUGACCUGGAGAAAGUCAUUCAUGCUUUUAUCACCUCCCGCCUUGACUAUUGUAAUUCAUUAUAUUUGGGUCUUCCUCAGUCAUCCAUUGCACGCUUACAGAUGGUACACAAUGCAGCUGCAAGACCGUUGACCGGGGCAAAGAAAACAGAUCACAUUACACCAAUUUUAGCCUCUCUUCAUUGGCUUCCUGUCUAUUUUAGAAUUCAAUUUAAAAUGUUGUUGUUUGUUUUUAAAGCUCUUAAUGGUCAAGUCCCAUCUUAUCUCUCAGUUCAUCUUAUUCCUUCUUCAUCCUCCAGAUCUCUAAGAUCUUCUGAUAGAGCUCUCUUGGUUGUCCCUCGUUCACACUUAAAAAUGAAGGGUGAUAGGGCUUUUUCUAUUGCUGCCCCCCGUCUCUGGAACCAACUUCCACUGGACAUUCGCCUUGCACCUUCCAAUACAACUUUUAAAAUGAAAAAGUUGAAAACAUAUCUUUAUUUCCAGGCAUUUUAAUUGGAUUUUGUCUAUGUUCUAUUGUUUUAUUGUAUCAUCUGUUUUGUUUAUUUUUUGUUUAUCUUUUGACUUUGUUCAGCACUUUGGUCAGCUCUGCUGUGAUAAAUGUGCUUUAUAAAUAAACUUACUUACUUACUUACUUAAACUGUGCCCUAAGAACACAAUCAAUCCUAUAAAAAACACUGAACCACCCCUUUAAAACAUCUUAAAAAUGCACAUAUGUACACCAGGGAAAUCUAGAUUUUCUAGGGGAGCAUGCCCCUGUACCCCCCAAACAAACGUCAUUUUCUGACCAGGGUAAUCAUGAAACCCUGCGUACGGCCCGGCUUAUAUUCUAUGUAAUGAAAUCUGAAAUGUGUAUUUCUACAAAUGUGCGCACUUUUGGACUAAAAGUUUGUAUGUGUAUGCGCUGUGAUCAUAAAUAAAUGGGCCAAACACGAUUGAAUGUAAAGGUUUGUGUUUUGUUAUUCUAUUAAUAACUACUGAAUGAUUUUUACUGAUUAUUAGUGUAAUAGUGUUGCAUUUUGUUUUAAAUAUCUCGAUUUCUAUGCACGACUUUUAUUUUGGAGUGACGACAUGACGUCAUAAGACUGCGCCGCGCUCCUGCAUCUGCUGUGAUUCUUGUGAUUCUGCUGAAGAAAGGUCAUUGAAGACUUUUAAUUAUUCUCUUCUUAAAGAUGGAGUUUAUUAAAGAUGAGACUGAAGACAUGAAGAUUGAUUUUAUUAAAGAUGAGUCUGAAGACAUGAAGAUUGAGUUUAAUAAAGAGGAGUUUGAAGAAAUAAAGACUGAAGAAACAUUCAGUGUGAAACAUGAAGAAACUGAGGAACAAACAGACCUAAUGGCACUGAAAGAGGCGAGUCAUGAACUUAAUGAAAGGCAAGAAGAGGAAGAACAUUAUUAUAAACAUCAUUUCAUGACUGGGGAAAGAGCAACACAGGGUUCCUCACAAAAAAGAGCUCAAAAGACUGGAACUAAGAGUUCUGGAGAGAAGCCUUUCACCUGCCAACACUGUAGAAAGAGUUUCAGACAUAAAAGAAACCUUAAAGUCCACAUGAUAAUUCACACCAGAGAGAAGCCUUAUUGCCAACAGUGUGGAAAGAGUUUCACAAGUGAAGAAAACCUUAAAGACCACAUAAGAAUUCACACUGGAGAAAAGCCGUAUACCUGCCGACAAUGUGGAAAGAGUUUCAGUCAAAAGGGAAACCUUAAAGACCAUAUGAGAAUUCACACUGGAGAAAAGCCUUAUACCUGCCAACAAUGUGGACAGAGUUUCCGUCAAAAGGGAAGCCUUACAGCCCACAUGACAAUUCACACUGGAGAAAAGCCUCACACCUGCCAACAGUGUGGAAAGAGUUUUAAUAGAAAAGGAAAACUUGAAAACCACAUGAGAGUUCACACUGGAGAGAAACCUUUCACCUGCCAACAAUGUGGACAGAGUUUCAGACAUAAAGAAACCUUUAAAUACCACAUGAGAAUUCACACUGGAGAGAAGCCCUUCACCUGCCAACAGUGUGGAAAGCGUUUCACACGUGAAAACCACCUUAAAGACCACAUGAGAAUUCACACUGGAGAGAAACCUUUCGCCUGCUACCAAUGUGGACAGAAUUUCAGUCAUAAAAAAAGCCUUAUAGACCAUAUGAGAAUUCACACUGGAGAAAAGCCUUACACCUGCCAACAAUGUGGAAAGAGUUUCAGUCAAAAAAUAAGCCUUAUAGGCCAUAUGAGAAUUCACACUGGAGAGAAACCUUUCACCUGCCAACAAUGUGGACAGAGUUUCAGUCAUAAAAUAAGCCUUAUAGUCCACUUGAGAAUUCACACUGGAGAGAAACCUUACACCUGCCAACAAUGUGGAAAGAGUUUCACACGUGAAGAAAGCCUUAAAGUCCACAUGAGAAUUCAUACUGGAGAAAAGCCUUUCACCUGCCAACAAUGUGGAAAGAGUUUCAGUCAUAAAAGAAGCCUUACAGUCCACAUGAGAAUUCACACUGGAGAAAAGCCAUAAGGCAGGAACACACUAAGCCGACAGUAAGUUGUCGGGUAGUUUUUGUUCGGCCGACUAAGGCUACGUCCACAUGAAGCCGGAGCUUACCCUAUCCAAUCUUUUUUUUUUUCUUCCUUGUUUCAAGAAAUAUCUGCGUCCACACGAAACCUCUGAAAAGAAUCAAAACAAUGUAGUAUACAUGCCAGACCAAUAUGUGGCUCUGUAAUUCUGUCACAGAGAUACACUUAAAGCAGCGAAUAAGACUUGGAGCAUGUGCAUAAACCUUGCGCACUGUAUAAAAACUAUAGUAAAGAUUAGAAAUAAUGCUUUAUUUUGGCUCAGUAGCCUCUGCAGCAUGAACACAAGCAUAUAGAGUCUGGUAUUGAUGUUGUUGUUCAGUCAGGACCACUUAAUUCAAAAAUUACAAGAGACAAAAUUUAGUAAAUUUUUUAUUGGCAUAUUUUGCUAAAGUUAGAAUUUUGCGGUAUGGCUCAGUUCUAAAUUCCCAGUCCUUUUCAUGAGCUCCAUGAAAAGCCAAGACCGGGAACAGCAGCAGCUUCUGGGGACAACCUCCCAUUUUUUAACUGGGAGAGCAACAGAAAAUCCCCCUAUUGAGAACAGAGCCUGCAUCAGUGACAACAGAAUGACACUGAUUAAGUUCAACACAAGUUUAAGGAGGAGGGUUACAAGCAGCGUGCAGUGGAAGCAGCCAAGCAAGCAGAGAGACGGAAGCUGCGUUUAAGUAAUGCGCCUUAUUUUAGAGUUGCCAAUGGAGUCCAUAGAAACCGGAUCAGCUGAUAUGGGUGUGGCUGGAAUUUGUGAAUCAGCUGAUAGCGGAGCUUGACUACGAGGCCUUCCUAAACUAACGCUGACGCUCAAUUUUUGUGCUGUUAGCAGUGUCUGACUAGGGUUGACAAAUGGGGUGAUGACACCAUAAAUUCUCUAAAUUUACGGAUAGGCUGUACACACAAAAACGCAAAGACGCCGUUUUCAGAUUUAUCCACUCUGGGGGCCGGUUUCAAAAAUAGCGGUUUUACCUUCCAAAAUCGCCAGAUCUGUGUGGACAAAACGCCUAUCCAAUACAAAAUGUGUGUGUAUUUACAAAAACGUGUCUCCAUGUGGACGGGCCUAAGUUUUCUCAGUGUGUUCCGCAGCAUCGGCUGAAGUUGGUCCUCAUUGACUUUUUUUUUUUCUGCCCGAUUCGACAUGUUGAAUCAGUAUCGGAGCUCCUCGGUCCAUCUGAUCAUUCUUAUUGGCUGUUCAGAUACUGCCACCUGCUGGCUUGGAAAGGCAUUUCAUCUUACCCAGGCGCAGAAGGGGCGUGCUGCUUGUCCAUCAGCUGUCAAGCAUCGGUUUGGUGUGUCAGGGCAACUCUGGACACAGACGCUGCCAACGUGAGCCCAACCCGCAGUCUGCUUUCAGCGCCACUAGUUCGUCGGUGUCGGCUUGGUGUGUUCUUGCCUUUACACCUGCACUCUGUGCAGGAAUGGCGUCACAUAGGAAUGAAGCCUUAGGGAAUACAUGAAUAUUCACACUGAAGAGAAAGAGUUUCACUCGAAAGAGAGCUGUUUUAGAAGUCACUGUGGAAACUGCCUGAAAACAAUUCUUGAAUAAAAGUACACAUACUUUACAAUGAAAAUGACUCUGUUACAAGUUAAAAGUGACCAAUUCUAAAGCCCCAGGUAUACUUCGGCCAUCCGCGUUCGUGCACCGUCCGCAUGACGUAAUUUUUUUAUCAUGAGGAGGGCUCGCGGCCGGCCGCACACCCUGGCCGCGUGCAGGCCAAAUUUCGAGACCGCGCGGACAGUCCGCGUGCAACAGCGCAUGCGCAAGCAGUAUAGAGGAGUCCACUAGGUGGCAAUACGCACAGUAUUGAGCACAGUGUUCAGCUGUCAAAAAAGAGUGUGAAAAGACUGGUUUAAAAAAAAGAGAAAAACACGACAAUGGACAGCGAACUUGACCAGCGUUUGUGCGAAGAGAUUAGAAAGUAACCACAUUUGUACAAUUCAUGUUUGAAAGAGUACAAAGAUGUCUUUAGGGUGACAAAUUCAUGGAGGGGGAUAAGUAAAAUAUGGGAAAGGAUGCACUUCUUUUCUUCUCCGAUCAUGCCCAGUGAAUGUCACGUUGAUGACACGACUCAGUGCUGCUCUCCGAUGUCUGGUAGAGCAUAGAAAAAAGGAUGUAGUGCGCAUGUGACAAACGCGGUCAUCCGCGCGCAUCCGUGGUGUAGUAUACUUUGAAAGACGCGCGGACGGGACUGCGCGCGUGACGCGUCCGGGCGCGGAAAGUGAAGUAUACCCGAGGCUUAAGACAACUUGAGUAAAAGUCUCGGAGUAUCUGAUUUUAACUGUACUUUAUUUUACUCAUGCUGAAUUUAGGCUUGAAGAUGCACUAGUCCUCGACACUAGUCCAGAAAUGCCAGGGAAAAUAAGAAAAAGUUGGCAAAGUGCAUGAUAUUCUGGGGUAGUCCCUCCAUGUAAGCAUUAGGUACCUGGAAGACUUUAAUAAGAUUGUGUAGACAUUAACACUAUCCUGCAGACUAUAGUUAACAUGAACUAACAAUACUUUAAAAGGCUUUUCAAAUUUUGGCUUAUGUAAUUUUCAACAAAUGCCAAUUUUUAUGCUAUUAAAAUAAAGUAAUGUGGUAUCAUUAAGAACUAACAUUAAAGGGUCUUGAAACCCCAGAACACAUUUUUUGAGCUGUGAACAGAUAUAUAUAUAGGCUGCACAUCAUUGAAAACACUAAAGGUACUCAGUAAUUUUAUUUAAAAGUUGAAAUUAAUUAUUUUGCCGUUUUUUAGAGCGAUUUCUGUCUUCCGGUUUGAAAAGCAAAGUCGGAGCAACGUCACAAAAUCUGACGUCAUCGGUAUUCAGUGGUAUUCAAUAUUCAGCAUGAAGAAGCAUCACUUCUCUUGCCUCGGUCUCUUGUCAUUCAGAGACAUAUCAUUGGUGUUUGUUUCCUCAGUGCUACAAUACAAAAAUAUGUUUUCCUACGAUGCAACCAGAGCAAAAGCUUGAGUGCAUGUGGAUUGUUUUGCUGUAAUCUACCAGCACAAUUUGUUUGCAUGAGAUCGCAUUACAGCGGAAAAUUCAAAUGUCACUAAAGUGCUGUUCAUUCACCUCUGCGUUCGGACACAUGAGCCGUAUGUAUGUUUCCCUCAGCACAGCAGAACAUGAGUGUAGGGUCUGCACAGUCUCAAGGAUGAGCAGGUCCCACCAUAAACUGUGUUUAAGCCUCAAUUCACGGAACUUUGGUUUGUAAAUCUUACAUCGAUUCCGGCCCGGCAGACACUAAUGGAUCACGAGACUCUUUUUAUGACUGUUUCGAUAAGUCCCCUAACCUCUCCUCCGCGACUUCAAAGGGGGUGCAACACCACGGAUCGGGUUUCUAGGGACCAGGUCCAAAUUCCAAACGGUCAUAAAAGGAAAAUACACGCACACACCCACAGACACACACACACACACGGCUCCCCUACAUAGAGACUGUAUGCACAAACAUUAUACCUACAAAUAUGAAUGUAUCUGCCAUUGUAGUGCUCGCUGCAUGUAUGUGUUACUAGUGUAGAAUUGUAGAAUUGACUGUAGUAGGUUAGUUUUCAUGUGAAACUGUAGUAAUAGAGUGUAAAGGGUAUCUUCUUUAUAUGACGAGGGACACCUGUCGAGUUUGAUUUCUCCGUAAAGCUGUGAAUCCGAGCUAUUCACUGAUGUACGUUACAUGUCUGUCAAAUGCAUCGUUCAAUGUUUAAUAACACUAUGAAGAAAAUGCAUUGAUUCAACAUACCAUAAAUUUAUUCGGGAGACAGGACAAAGGAAUGUGGAAACCCGCCAAAUUGCAACGCUAGCAUUGGAGGACGUUAUCAAGAAGGCGUUCUGGUCUGUUGUCUUUAAAACACCAUGACACGCGUCUUUUGGUGGCACAAGUUUUCUGCACGAGUUCCUGCCGUCAAGACGGACUCUCUUCUUUAUUUUCCGGUCAUAUUACAACAGUUAAACCUUCGUUUGAAACUUCGCCGAAACAACCUCCGGACGAAGAAGCAACUAUCAAACCGAGCGCUCCGAAACUCCAAGCACCCUGACUAACCUAUGCAAGUAUAACGUUUUUACGAUUUUAAAUACUGAGUUUCCUUGCUGGCUCUUACAGGUGAACGGUUGCAAUUUGACCUGCUUUGAUCAUCUCUUUCGUUUCUGCCUUUCCUUCUACUUUGUAUGUAUUUGUAUUUACUUGUGUCCAUUUAGCCGUAUAACCUGUGUAUUACCCGUUUCGUAUAUUAAACUCAUUAUAUCCAUG
Messenger RNA from Megalobrama amblycephala (Wuchang bream), 7953 nucleotides. RefSeq names its product gastrula zinc finger protein XlCGF57.1-like. The record is from RefSeq and is a predicted model, not a curated record. The transcript is spliced from 3 exons. Gene Ontology annotation, biological process: regulation of transcription by RNA polymerase II. Bases 2361 to 3686 code for a protein of 441 amino acids. Gene Ontology annotation, molecular function: RNA polymerase II cis-regulatory region sequence-specific DNA binding; DNA-binding transcription factor activity, RNA polymerase II-specific. Lineage: Eukaryota; Metazoa; Chordata; Actinopteri; Cypriniformes; Xenocyprididae. Gene Ontology annotation, cellular component: nucleus.